Molecule: messenger RNA, 5739 nt
Organism: Oncorhynchus nerka (sockeye salmon)
Lineage: Eukaryota; Metazoa; Chordata; Actinopteri; Salmoniformes; Salmonidae
Gene: adamtsl7
Product: ADAMTS-like 7
Exons: 12
Coding region: 152-2056 (634 amino acids)
Biological process (GO): extracellular matrix organization; proteolysis
Cellular component (GO): extracellular matrix
Molecular function (GO): metalloendopeptidase activity
Source: RefSeq, a predicted model, not a curated record
UGUGCAUACAGAUCAGCAGAGUAGUGGUUUUGGCGUUCACUGCACUACAGGGGCAAGGCGAAACAGCCAGGAGCAGCUACUGUUUUCUACUGGACCUGUCUGAAUGCAUGACUGAGAGCUGCUGGUCAAUAGUUCUUGGCCACAUGAGAGAAUGCUAUCAGGUCUGGCUCUUCUGCUGCUUGUCUGCCUCCUCCACAUGUUGGUGACUGCCAAGGGGAACCCGUGGUCACAGAGUCUGGGCUGCGAUGAGUACCUGGGCUCAGGCAAGGUGAUGGACAAGUGUGGGGUGUGUGGCGGGGACAACAUGGCCUGUAAGCUGGUGUCAGGGCUCUUCCAGCAGCACAGCCUGAACAAGGUGGGCUACCACAAGAUAGUGGAGAUCCCAGAAGGAGCCACCAAGAUCAAUGUCACCGAGACGGUGAAGAGCAGGAAUUACCUGGCUCUGAAAAGCCGCUCAGGUCGCUCCAUCAUCAAUGGGAACUGGGCCAUUGACCGGCCAGGGAAGUAUGAGGGGGUGGGCACCAUGUUCACCUACCGACGACCCAAUGAGGUCACCAGCACCGCCGGGGAGUCCUUCCUGGCUGAAGGGCCAACCAAUGAGAUCCUGGAUGUUUAUGUGAUCUACCAGCAGCCCAACCCAGGAGUGAGCUAUGAAUUCAUCCUUCCCUCUGACAACCCUCCACAGCACCCCAACCACAGACCUGGAGGCAAUACUCUGCAUGGGCAAAGUGGGAUUGACCACCGGGGCAACCCCAACCAGGAGGGGUACGAUCCAGCAGGAGGGGGCAAAUACCCUCCCCAGGUACCCAACAACCAGGUGCCAGCGGUCCAGCCACCCAAACAUCAGAGAGAAUACAACUGGAAACUGUCUGGGGCAACAGAGUGUAGCGCCUCCUGUGGCAGAGGUAGCAGGUACACCAUCUUCCGCUGUGUCCACAGACUGAGCCAUGAGCAGGUACCAGGGAACCAGUGUGACAGCAGCACCAGGCCCAGUUCACAGGAGGAGCCCUGCAACCUUCAGUCCUGCCCUGCCUUUUGGGACAUUGGUGAGUGGUCGGAGUGCAGUAAGACAUGUGGCCUGGGUAUGCAGCACCGCCAGGUCUUGUGUAGGCAGGUGUAUUCCAACCGGACCCUUAACGUCCACACCAGCCGCUGCCGCCACCUGGAGCAGCCCGAGACCACCAGCACCUGCCAGCUGAAAAUCUGCAGCGAGUGGCAGAUACGAACCGAGUGGAGCGCCUGCUCUGUUCCCUGUGGCGUGGGCCAGAGGACCAGGGAGGUGCACUGUGUCAGCAACGUGGGAGACUUUGUGUCGGACGAGGAGUGCAACAUGAAGCUGCGACCCAGUGACAAUGAGAACUGUGACAUGGGGCCCUGUGCUAAAAGUUGGUUCUUCACUGAUUGGGGGAAUAAGUGUUCUGCUGAGUGUGGGAUGGGCAUCCGGACCCGUGGUGUUCUGUGCCUGACCAAUCACAUUAGCAGCUUGCCUCUGGAAGGGUGUGGCCAUGAGCGCCCCACUGACUCUCAGGUCUGUAAUCACGGCCCCUGUGAGAGUCGCAUCGAGUGGUUUACAGCCCCCUGGAGUCAGUGUUCAACGGAGUGUGGCUCGGGCAGCCAGCAGAGGGCAGUGGUGUGUCUGAUGAAGACUGACGAGGGGUUCAAUGUAAUGCCGCCCUACGAAUGUUCUUCUCUAGACAAGCCUCUUAAUCAGCAGAGCUGCCACCUCAAGCCCUGUGGGGCCAUGUGGUACCACACAGACUGGAGCGCUUGUUCUAAGACGUGUGAGGGGGGCUUCCGUGUGAGGGAGGUGCGCUGUCUGUCUGAUGACAUGCUUUCCAGUGAGGGCUGUGAGGAGGAGCUGAAACCAGUGGAGAGAGAGGAGUGCAACCCAGAGCCCUGCGUGCCACACAUAGACGAGAACUGUCGAGACAAGUAUUUCAACUGCAAUGUGGUGGUCCAGGCACGUCUCUGUGUGUACGACUACUACAAGACAACCUGCUGUUCCUCCUGCACACGAGUGGCCCACAGACAGUCACAAUACAGGGCACUCAGCUAGCCCCCUCCUCAGGCCUCAGACCUCUAGGGGGCCUGACACAGCACCAGAGCAGGCCCUCAGUCCCUGGGCCAAACACACUGACCCACAGUGGAGAGGACAGCCUAGAACCUGACUCUGGGUGGACAUUGACUGGACACUAUAAUAUGAGUGCUGAAAAUACAGACUGAAAAACUGAAAGACCGCAAAGAAAGGAAGUGAAAGCCCAACUUGUUUUUGGCAUGUGAGGAGAUUGCCAAUGGGCAAUACGGGAAACUGAAUGGUUCGUGGAGGAUGGAUUUGAAGGACACGUUUAACAGGGCUAUGAGUGGAGGAGCUCUGGUGAGGCGAGAUGAUAGACAGAACACCAAACCGAAGAAUAUGGAACCACUUUAUGGUCUGUAACCAGAAUCCCCUCCAGUAAAAGUUCCUGUCUGGGUUUUUGUUGUGUUUCAUGGGAAGCAGUUUGCCGCUGCCAUUCACCUGAAUGGGUUAAGGUCUUGAAAAAGGUCUUUGGCCGAAACGUUGAUAGAAUAAACAACGUGCAGAGGUAAUAUUGUGUGUGGGAGUUAUCUUUCUUACAACUAAGGACUGCUACCACAUCUGUGAUGAGACUCUUGACUACCAUGGCUCUCUUGGAUAACAUUAAAGCAGAGCAAGAUUCUGUUUGUUUUGCAUAAUGUAUAGACUGUACACAUUUUAAUAAGCUUCUUUAUGCUUUAAAAUCCACAAUAUUUAUGAUCUAAUUAACUACUUGUAGUAUGAAGUUGCCCAAGCUUGCUCUUAAAUCAUCCCCAAUUACGCAUCAUGAGGGCUCUAUUUAAUACUCUCCUACACAGAAGUUUAGUUGACCAAAGAUUUCACUAUUUCACAGGAGGACGUGUCAAACAGUAAUUGCUCAGUCCAGAUCUAUGGCUCUAUUUAAUCUGUACCGGUGAAGCGUUACAGAUGGCGCAAUAUAAAUGUUAAGGUCAUUUCUGAUUGAGCCAACAUAUGCAGUGUUUACCGUUAUACAGUCUCCACUAAUACGGAACAUUGCCUUUAAAUUUCAAUCACGCUGUAACGCUGAACUUCUGCGAUACGGAUUGAAUAGAGCCCCAAGUGACAGCUCACCAGUUUUACACAGCAACCCUCUAACAAAUUAAAAUGUUCAUGUGUCGUUGUAGUGAAUCAUAUAUUUUGCAUCACUGCUGUGUAUAUACAGAACCAGUCAAAAGUUUGGACACAUCUACUCAUUAAAGGAUUUUUCUUUAUUUGGACUAUUUUCUACAUUGUAGAAUAAUAGUGAAGACAUUAAAACUAAGAAAUAACACAAGGAAUCAUGUAGUUACCAAAAAAAGGGUUAAACAAAUCCAAAUAUAUUGUAUAUUCUUCAAAGUAGCCACCCUUUGCCUUGAUGACAACUCUGCACACUCUUGGCAUUCUCUCAACCAGUUUCACCUGGAAUGCUUUUCCAACAGUCUUGAAGGAGUUCCCAAAUUUCACUCUGCGGUCCAACUCAUCCCAAACCAUCUCAAUUUGGUUGAUUGUGGAGGCCAGGUCAUCUGAUGCAGCCCCCCAUCACUCUCCUUCUUGGUCAAAUAGCCCUUGCACAGCCUGGAGGUGUGUUGGGUCAUUGUCCGGUUGUAAAAAAAGACAGUUCUACUAAGCGGAAACCAGAUGGGAUGGCGUAUUGCUGCAGAAUGCUGUAGUAACCAUGCUGGUUAAGUGUGCCUUGAAUUCUAAAUAAAUCACAGACAGUGUCACCAGCAAAGCACCCCCACAGCAUCACACCUCCUCCUCCAUGCUUCACGGUGGGAAAAACACCAUCGGUGGGAAAUAAUCAUCCGAUCACCUACUCUGCGUUUCACAAUUACUCAUCAGACCAAAGCACAGAUUUCCACCGGUCUAAUGUCCAUUGCUCGUGUUUCUUGGCCCAAGCAAAUCUCUUCUUAUUGGUGUCCUUUAGUAGUGGUUUCUUUGCAGCAAUUUGACCAUGAAGGCCUGAUUUACAUAGUCUCCUCUGAACAGUUGAAAUGUGUCUUUUACUUGAACUCUGUGAAGAAUUUAUUUGUACUCCAAUUUCUGAGGCUGGUAACUCUAAUGAACUUAUCCUCUGCAGCAGAGGUAACUCUGGGUCUUCCUUUCUUGUGGCGGUCCUCAUGAGAGCCAGUUUCAUCAUAGCGCUUUAUGGUUUUUGCGACUGCACUUGAAGAAACUUUCAAAGUUCUUGACAUUUUCCAGAUUGACAGACCUUUGUGUCUUAAAGUAAUGAUGGGACUGUCCUUUCUCUUUGCUUAUUUGAACUGUUCUUGCCAUACUAUGGACUUGGUCUUUUGUCAAAUAGGGCUAUCAUCUGUAUACCCCCUACCUUGUCACAAGACAACUGAUUGGCUCAACUGGAUUAAGGAAAGAAAUUCCACAAAUUAACUUAACAAGGCACACCUGUUAAUUGAAAUGCAUUCCAGCUGACUACCUCGUGAAGCUGGUUGAGAGAAUGCCAAGAGUGUGCAAAUCUGUCAAGGCAAAGGGUGGCUACUUUGAAGAAUCUCAAAUAUAGAUUAUAUUUUGAUUUGUUUAACACUUUUUUGGUAACUGCAUGAUUCCAUAUGUCAUUUCAUAGUUAUGUCUUCACUAUUAUUAUACAAUGUAGAAUAUAGUAAAAAUAAAGAAAAACCCUGUAAUGAGUAGGUGUGUUCAAACUUUUGACUGGUACUGUAUGAUUGAGUGAAGAAGUUGCUGAACUGAAGGCAAUUCAGCAGGUCCUCCCAGUGCCCGAACAGAAUAGAAAGCCCGGCUCCUUUAUUUAUUUGUUGGGGUCCCCAGGGAGGGCGCUGGUUUAUCGGCAACAGUGGCCCCUUUUGGCUGCAGGGUUAAAACGUCUGUUACCUCUCCACCAAUCGCUGCCUAGGAAAGGGAUGUAGGCAUUCCAGAGCCCACUGGAUGGUUAAAGCAGAUGGUUAGAAGUUCUAGAACACUAUGUUUCUUAAAGAGAAGGUAAAACUACUAUAUUUGCGUGAGAUAAAAAGGUUACACCAUUGUACAUUUUUAUGUUCAUGUGGAGAUUGAAACAUUAAUUCACUAAUUCACUAAAAGGAUACUGGGAUAUUCAUGACACUUUAUAACUGCAGUAAUGUACCAAUCUUCACAAAUAUAUAUAUUUUUUUAAGUACAUUUGAGUAAAUUGAAACUUUUACUCGGGUAGGCCUGGUAAACAUCUAAACAAAGGUGAUAAAUUGACCAUGCCAGUAAAGUAUUAUGCCCCACUAGUUUGUCCUUUAUCCUGUAUUGUACCUCAAGAGCAAUGAGUUCCUUUUUGAUUGCAUCCAUCCUAUUAACAUUCACUGUAAGAAAAGGUUUUGAGGACAUAUUUAUCAUGGUUGAUGUGUUCUCAUCCUGUAUGUAUUGUAUGUGUAAUCAGAUGCUACGUCUGGGAUGGACUCUCUACAUGAUAAUACAGUGUAUUCAAUGCAACUUUGAGUUAAAGGGAAUUAACUGAAUUUGCCAACAGACAAGUAUUUAAAUUGAUGAUUAAAACAAUCUUUCUUUUUAUUUUUUAAAUCAGACAUGGUUUAUGACAAAUGCUAUACUAUACUUUAGUAUUUGGAAUUCAAAUGCAAACAUCUGCAAUGUACUGUACACUACUUCAUAAUUGAAAUGGGAAAGGUUUGAUUGGCGGUUUUGGAGAGAAUAGGUAAAUAAAUGUAUGUUUAUACUUAUUUAGUGCA